AUGGAAAAACGACAGCUCUACUCUACCGGAAAACUACAGCCGGUGUCAAAGACCAAAUUGAUAACUUGCGCGUUUUUCGUGACCUGGACGUGCGCAAUACAACUCAGCUACAACAUGCUGAACAAAUCUAGGAUAGGGUAA
Messenger RNA from Penicillium digitatum Pd1, 141 nucleotides. NCBI's taxonomy places the organism in Eukaryota, Fungi, Ascomycota, Eurotiomycetes, Eurotiales, Aspergillaceae. The record is from RefSeq and is a predicted model, not a curated record.